AUGGCCAGAAGCUUCAAGCUCAAAUUCCGUCUCUUCAUCUCCUCUUUGCGAUUCUGCCGCCCCAAACACCUACAUGCUUUAACAUUCCCCAAAACUCCUUCGCCGGAAAAUUUCCACAACAAGAAGCAAAUUCCGGCCAACCCCAGAUCCUGCUACAGCUGUUAUCCCAAUCCACCGUCGCCACCGCCGUCAACGCCGGUGGAUUUCUUCGCCGACCCUUCAGCGGAAAAGUCCACAUCAGUCUGCAUUAACUGCAAAUUGAAAUCAUACGCUCGAGAAAACGGACUACUACAAGUGAAAGAAAACGGAGCCGGAACCGACCAUGAAAUUUACGGCGAAGAGAAUCGGCGUUCUUCUCCAUUUUCUUGGAUUUCCAGAAAGACGUCAAAGAUCAAGAUGAAAUUAAAGAGAACGGGGAUUAAAAGCAAGUCAUUCAUAGCGAAUGGGUACGGGGGAGAGGAAGGCAAAGGAACGGAGGCGUUGGUGAACUCUUCGAUAAGUUUCUCCGACGAUGCAUCGCCGGUGACGAGAAGCAAAAGAGCGUCGUGCCUGAGGAAAUUGGAAGGGAAAAUGGGGAAGAGCUUUGUGCAGGUGAAGAGAUCGAAGGAACCACAAGAAGAUUUCAAGAGGUCGAUGGUACAGAUGAUAUUGGAGAAGGAGAUUUUUGAGGCGAAGGGAUUGGAGGAGCUUUUGCAGUGUUAUUUGGCGUUGAACUCACCGGAGUAUCAUCGGGUUAUCGUCAGAGCUUUUUCUGAGGUUUGGGAGUUUCUAUUCUAUGAUUCCCACUCGAACAAGUGA
Messenger RNA from Benincasa hispida (wax gourd), 798 nucleotides. RefSeq lists its product as uncharacterized. The record is from RefSeq and is a predicted model, not a curated record. Lineage: Eukaryota; Viridiplantae; Streptophyta; Magnoliopsida; Cucurbitales; Cucurbitaceae. Gene Ontology annotation, biological process: negative regulation of DNA-templated transcription.